AUGUCAUCAAGAAAAAUGGUGUCAGCUAGUGAACGAGCUUUAUGCUAUGUUGAGAAGUCCUCGAGGAUUCAAUUACAGGAUUUGCGUGAUAACCCUGGUGCACGUACACGAAGUCGUCAGUUGAAAGCUUCAAUGAAUCAGGCUGGACAUACUAUUGGCCAAUUACAGCAUGCAGCUAAACCACCGAUUGGUUGGAUCUGGGGAGAUUUUUUCAAGCCAUGGUACCGAUUAUUUCCUUCUGAAUAUUCUUUCAACGGCGAUAUUAAUUUACGUCGUGAAUAUCCGCCAAUUUCACUGAUUGAAUUACAACGGCUAAUUGAUUUGGGGUGGCUAGAUCCAACUCGUUUAAUUGAUAUCACUGCAUUGUGUAAUACUCAACAAUAUCACUGUAAACCUUCACUGCGACAAUUCGGUGUGCAGCUGACUGAUGAGGGUACUGAUUGUUUUGCCACACCUAUCAAUUUAGAAGUGCAGUGGGCAUCAGAACCAGCAAUAGCAGCUAUAGAGAGGGUAGGAGGGCGAAUACGCACUGCAUACUACGACUUUGGAUCUUUAGAAGCUGCCGUUGACCCUGAGAAAUGGUUUCUUGCAGGACGGCCAAUACCAAGAAGGAAAGGACCUCCUGAAAGUCUUCUACCUUAUUAUUCAAAUGCUAGAAAUCGUGGUUAUUUAGCAGAAGCCUCAGAUCUAAAACAAGCAGAAGAAGAUCUCUCCAAUUUAAUGGGAUACGAAAGAAAAGAAGUACAGAGUGAAUGGGAGGAGAAAAGACCUGACCAAUUGUUUAUUGGUAUUGAAUCUGGAUCAUUAAUCAGUCUGAAAGAUAAAAAAGUCUUCUUGCCCACGCAUCGCGCUCUUCAAAAUUAUUAUGGCCUAGGUGAGAACCCUGAUGAUUUUCGUUCUGAUCAUUCAUUUGCAUUCGAAUUCAAAUGA
Dracunculus medinensis (Guinea worm) is the source of this 930-nucleotide messenger RNA. NCBI's taxonomy places the organism in Eukaryota, Metazoa, Nematoda, Chromadorea, Rhabditida, Dracunculidae. The record is from the annotation of a GenBank genome assembly.